AUGUCUUUCGAAGCGUUCCGAUUCCUGGAACUGCCUGCCCAGCUCCGCUGCAUGGUGUACGAGGACCUGAAGAUCGAGACUCGAAGACAUGUGUUCAAGAUGUCCGAAGCUCUCGAGUGCAAGCACUGGACGGUCGCAGACGGAGCCCAUCGAUCGAUCACACUUGUUCGGAAAUUGCUUGCAGUGGCAAUCCUAGCAACUUGUUGGCAGGUCCAAUGCGAAGUCGUUGAGUAUCUCCGGUCACGACUUCGUGACCUCAAGCGUGACCCGGUGCGCUUUAUUCUCGGAUAUGGCGGCGCAGCUGUACUAUCCGAUCACUGUGGCCCGCUUGCCGAAUGCUUCAACGACCCAGUGAGUCCGAGUUUGAGCACUUACAUCCGCGAAAUCACCAAUCGACGCUCCUCUUUCUUCGAAUAUGCCCGUUCUUUGGCUUUUGAACCUCACGAUAAGCUCAUUGUGACCGGAGAAGCGCAAUUGUGUACGAAGAAGAAUGCCUCAAGGCCAUGCGCGGCGCAUGGUCGAUUGGCUGAAUGA
Molecule: messenger RNA, 534 nt
Organism: Parastagonospora nodorum SN15
Lineage: Eukaryota; Fungi; Ascomycota; Dothideomycetes; Pleosporales; Phaeosphaeriaceae
Exons: 1
Coding region: 1-534 (177 amino acids)
Source: RefSeq, a predicted model, not a curated record